Molecule: messenger RNA, 1874 nt
Organism: Drosophila persimilis
Lineage: Eukaryota; Metazoa; Arthropoda; Insecta; Diptera; Drosophilidae
Exons: 1
Coding region: 110-1771 (553 amino acids)
Source: RefSeq, a predicted model, not a curated record
CAGAUGUGUCUUGGAUUCCCCAUUGGAACGAGAUCGCUCAUUCAUUGUUAAGCAAAUUCUAUAUUCGACAACAUCCAAAUUGAAAACAAACGAAAAUACUCACAUAACGAUGAACAGAAGCAUCACCAAGAGCUCCUCCUCCGACACGGAGACCGCCUCGGGCAGCUACGAGGGCGGUGUCCACCAGUCGGCGGGCCUGGGGUACUCCCAUUCGGAGUUCUCGCUGGGGGCGCCCGGCGCCAGGCCGAUCAUCUCGCAGCAGCGGCUGCCCGGGCCGACGGACGGCGGUGCCUCCGACGAGGAUCUGUCCGACGAGGUGGUGGUCUCGCACACGCGGCUCAGCCUCCUGGCGGACCAGGCCAAGCAGGCCAACCAGGCCAGCCAGGUGUUGUGGGCGAAGCAGCGGCGGCUCUACGUGGACCUCGACAUGCGCGUCGGCAGCGUGGCCGCGAAUGUGGCGCUGCGCGGCGGAGAGGAGGAGGCCACGCGGAAGAGUGUCGAGCGGCUGAUGAGCCGCGCCGCCCACCAGGAGCGGGUCGUUCGGCUGCAGAGGACGGCCUUCGGCUGUCCCCUGUCCGUUUGCCAGAUGGCCGUGAACGCCACCAAUUGCCUGGCCCACUGCCUGGAGCAGCAUCCGACGGUGGCCGUGCUGGAGAUGCGCCCCAACCUGACCGCCUGCCUGCCGCUGGGCCUGCCCCUGGUGCUGGGCGCCUGCGGCAGCCAGCGGUGCAUUGGCAUGCUGAUCUUCGAGAGCGGCCGUCAGCGCGGCACAAACGUCGACCUGGCAGAACGCAACGAGGGCUGGACCAGCAGCCUGGCCGUGAUGGGGCUGCUGUGGAAGACCUCCUGGGAUGCCCAGCUCCACGGCCCCAUGGUCACCCAUCUGUACAACCUGUGGUUCUUCUGCCCACAGGCCCACCCGCCGCUGCAGGUACUGGUCUCCGCCGAGUCGCAGGUCAGGGCCAAGGAGGUCAAGCAGCUCAAGCGGGAGGUGAAGCAGCAGCUGAUCCCCACCUCGGCCGAUCCCCUGCUGCACGAGCAGCGGGCCAUGCAGCGGGAGAACGAGCAAUACAUGCGCUUCACCCACCGCGAGAUGAAGCUCCUGACCAACGAUUUCACGACCGACAUCGAUCUGAAGCUGACGAUUCAGGAGGAACAGAAGACGCCGCCAAAGGCCACAGAUCUUGAGGAGGGGAAUGGUUCUAUCAAAUCCAAGUAUACAGAAGACCCAACUUCAAGCCACAAUUUGGCGGUGGCCGUCGACGACCCCCUCCAGGCCCAGUCCCCGUCCAACGCCGAUCUGGACGACGAAUCAGUUGAAGGCACUCUAAAGAUCAUCGACUCCAUGGCGGACGAGCUGCUGUCUGGCUUCGUGGACUUUGAGAAGUACAAUUUGGACAAUGAUUUCGUAAAGGCCGUCAAGUCGCAGGCACUCAUCGAGAAGGUCAAGUCUCGGUCCGUCUCGGCCUCGGUCUCAGAGGCACAGCUGGCUCAGCCCUCGGAGGGGCUGCCGUCUCUGGCAGUCCUCGAGGAGUCGCAGUCAAAGUCAUCGGGUAAGACACCGUCACUGGCAUCUGUGGUGGUACUGGAGAAGGUACAGCCACCGCUGGUGGACGGACCUCUCAAGCAGCAGCCAGACGGGGCGGGCUUACGGCUCCAAGCCGACCUGCAGCCCCAGCAGGAGGUGACCCCGACACAGAAAGAUCUGGAGGAGAACGUCGUGGGGGAAUUGCUGGACGAGCUCGUCGAGGAACACGAACUGUCGCUGUAGCACGAGACUGGCAGAUUGGAUGGUACCCUUGAGGGGGAUUCCCAAUAUUAAUUACCAAAAUUUGAUCGUUUUUUUUUUCCAAUAAUAAUAUUUCAAAUAUCAA